AUGUCCGACACAAUGGUCGCCGAGAAGAAGUACGGCAGCCCGGCCUUGCCUGAGGUCGAGACCGAGCUCGACCACUAUGGUGACAACGCCGACGGCUUGCAGCGCCGUCUCAACAACCGCCAGAUCCAGCUCAUCGCCAUCGGUGGCUCCAUUGGUACCGCCCUCUUCAUCAGUAUCGGUACAAGUCUCGCCCACGGUGGCGCCGGCAGCCUUCUCAUCGCUUACGCUCUCUACCCGUGCAUCCUUGCCCUCGUCAAUAACUCAAUUGCCGAAAUGACGACAUACAUGCCCGUCUCUGGAGGUUUCAUCCGUCUUGCUGGUCACUGGGUAGACGAUGCCCUUGGCUUCAUGGCUGGCUGGAACUUCUUCUUCUACGAGGCUCUCCUGAUUCCCUUUGAGAUUACUGCCCUCAACCUCGUCAUCAGCUUCUGGAGUGACAAGGUUACCGAGCCCGGCCCCACUGCCGGCAUCUGCGCCGCCGUCAUCAUCUGCUAUGCUGGCCUGAAUCUGCUGGCCGUUCGCGGAUAUGGCGAAGCCGAAUUUUGGCUCUCUGGUGGUAAGGUGAUCUUGAUCUUCAUCCUCUUCGGCUUCACCUUCGUCACCAUGGUGGGUGGCAACCCCCGCGGCCACGCCUACGGCUUCUAUCACUGGCAGCAGAGCGGUGCUUUCCGCGAGUACAUUGACCAUGGUCACCUUGGCCGCUUCGAGGGAUUCCUGGCCGCUCUAUGGGGAGCGAGCUUCGCCGUCGUCGGUCCCGAGUACAUUUCCAUGGUGGCUGCCGAGGCCAAGCGCCCUCGCAUCUAUCUCAAGACUGCUUUCAAGACGGUUUACUUCCGAUUCGGCAUCUUCUUCUUUGGCAGCGCCCUGUGCGUUGGCAUCGUGCUCCGCUCCGACGACCCCACUCUGCAGGCCGUUGCUGACGGGAAGUCGAGCUCGUCCGGAGCUGCCGCUUCACCUUAUGUCAUGGCCAUGUCCAACCUCAACAUCACGGUACUGCCUGACAUUGUCAACGUGCUGCUCAUGACGUCCAUCUUCUCGGCCGGAAACACGUACACCUAUUGCGCCACUCGAUCGCUGUACGGCCUCGCCCUCGAAGGCCGCGCCCCCCGCUUCCUGCGCAAGACGUGGAGCAACGGUGUGCCCUUUUACUGCUUCUGCGUCGUCAUGAUCUUCCCGCUCCUCUCGUUCCUCUCGGUCAGCUCCGCCUCGUCCAAGGUCAUUGACUGGUUCGUCAGUCUCACCACGGCCGGUGGCCUUAUCGACUACAUGAUCAUGAACAUCACCUUCAUCUUCUACUACCGCGCCUGCGAGGCGCAGGGAGUCGACCGCAAGAAGAUGCCCUACUAUGGCUACUUCCAGCCGUACGGCGCCUAUGUUGCCCUGGUGGUGCAGACGCUUAUCUGCAUCUUCUACAACUACGAGGCCUUUUACCCCGAGUUCAACGUCGAGACCUUUUUCCGCGGAUACACGAUGCAGUGCGUCAUGCCCUUCUUGUUCAUUGGGUGGAAGCUCCUCAAGCGCACCCGCUUUGUCAAGCCUCACGAGGCGGAUCUCACCUGGGAGGCCCCCAUGAUUGACCGCUACGAGGAGCGCUUCACGUCUAAGCCUCCCGGUUUCUGGAUGGAGAUUGGUUGGGUGCUGGGCAUCAAUCGCAAGGCGAAGGCUGAGUUGGCGGAUGACAUAUGA
Molecule: messenger RNA, 1686 nt
Organism: Geosmithia morbida
Lineage: Eukaryota; Fungi; Ascomycota; Sordariomycetes; Hypocreales; Bionectriaceae
Exons: 2
Coding region: 1-1686 (561 amino acids)
Biological process (GO): amino acid transmembrane transport
Cellular component (GO): membrane
Molecular function (GO): amino acid transmembrane transporter activity
Source: RefSeq, a predicted model, not a curated record